This is a messenger RNA of Arctia plantaginis, 387 nucleotides long. The record is from the annotation of a GenBank genome assembly. Lineage: Eukaryota; Metazoa; Arthropoda; Insecta; Lepidoptera; Erebidae.
AUGGCUAAACCAGUAGAUAUGGAAUUGAGAAAGGCAUUCAUGGAAUUGCAACUAAAAAUGGUCGAGACUAGUGAAAAAAUUCAAAUAAUAGACUCCCAAAUAGACAUGUUGAAGCGUGUAUUACAACAUGUAGAUGUUACUCAGCGUGAGAUCAGUACAUUUCCAUCUGGUACUAAAACUUAUGAAUCCGUCGGCAGAAUGUUUCUACUUACAAAUUUAGAUGAAGUCAAGACGAAUCUUAAGAAUCGAGAAACUCAACUAACAGCUCGAACUACAGAAUUAACAAACAAUAAGCACUAUCUGGAGAAGAAUCUAAAAGAAAGUGAAGAUAAUAUCAGAGAAAUGGUACAGCAGAGGAAGGAACAAAGUGAUCCGAAGACCAACUAA